AACGCUCGCAACGUCGCGAACAUCAUUCUAUCUUUGUUGCUCGAGACGUUGUGAGCAUUAAGUGGACCAAACCAAUCAACCAAACGGUAUCGUGGACACGAAACGAAAAAACGCUUCUUAUUGCACCAGUUCAGCAGUGCAGCUGAAAAGAACGGACGAUUAUAGUGAUGAAGAAAAUAUAACCUUAAAUUUGUGAUAUAUCAUUUUGAAGGAAUUAUAUAAAAAAGCUUGUAGACAACGUUUAUUAAUAACUCUCUAUCGUUUAAGACCUCCAAAAAAGUUCCUAUCAACAUUACCUUAUAAAGAAAGUGAUACAUAUUUAUUGGUAUAUAAUAUAUAUACAUAAAGUUAAUAAUAAUCUAAAUAUGAAUGUGACAAAGAAGAUAAAUGUGAAUUUUUCAUCUUUGGUUGGUCUGAAAGCUGAGUUGUUAAGAAAACAAGCUGAAGUAAAUGAGGUUAAACUGAAAACUGAGCCUAUCAAUGCAUUACCACAGCUAAAUAAAAAAAGGAACAAAAGGACUAUUGCAGAAGAUACAAAAAAGAAUACAAAGGAAAUAAUAGAUCCAGAGGACAUUGUUGCCCACAAAAAAUCAAGAUUAAUGUUGGAAGCCAAAGCAAGAUUGUAUGAGAAGUUGAAGAAGUCAAAGAAUAAUAAUGAUAAGUUUCUUGUUGACUUCAAGAAUAAGAUGGAUGAAUGUGAUGAAUUUAUGGAUGAAACAAUCAAUGAAGAGUAUCCUAUAGAACCUGAGGAGAAUUGGGUGGAGUACCAGGAUUGUUUUGGUCGUACUAGAAAAUGUUUGCGGGAGGAUCUUCCACAUAUGCAAAGGAAGGAUGACAUAAUAAAGCAGGAGAUAAUGAAGAAAAAUGCUAAUAAUGAUACUAUAGAAGAAGAUAAUGAACAGUAUUCUACUAUUGAAGAAAAGGAGCCUGAAAUUGAGAUUAUGAGGCGAAAAUGGGAGGAGCAAACACAAAAACUUGCAGACAAAGCUGAUAUACAUUACCAAGAUAUACUAUUUGAUGAAGCACGAACUCAUGGUGUUGGUUACUAUGCUUUCUCGCAAGAUGAAGAGAAAAGAAUAAAACAGCAGGAGAACCUGGCGAAUUUAAGGAAAGAGACAGAGAAAAGGCAGAAAGAAAUGAAGGAGAUCAAGGAAUUGAAGGAAAGGAUGGAGCAGAAUAGGUUAAAGGCAGCAAGAAUUAGACAGCGGAUUAGAGCAGGCUUGCCAGCAGAACCUACAGAAGAAGAAUUAGUUCGAGAGAACAACUGUAUUAUCAAAACAGAUAAUAUUGAUACUAAGGAAGUUGAUGGUGAAUCUGCUGAGAAGAACAAAGACAAAUCUAGUGAAGAAACUGAUAAGAAGUCCGUUAAAGAAAGCAAUGCUAUUAUUGAGAAAGUAAUAAGUGAUGAAGAUAAGAUAAAAGCGUUUGGAGAGCUCUUGGGCAAGAAAAAUCAUUGGCAUGUUAUGUCACAAGAAGAAUGGGUACACAAAUGUAGAACACAGAGAAUCAAGGAAUUCGCGCCAGUAUAUGAUAAUUUUAGAAGUACUGGGUUUUACAAAAGUAAUCAAGAUAUUGAUGAGCAGUCUACUCACGAGGAUAAUAAGGAACUUGAAAAUGCAACAAGUAACUCUGCGAAAGCUACAUAUGAUAUUAAAGACAUUAGUACUAAUUUAGGAAAAGAUAAAAUUAGUAGUGAUAAGCUAGUUUCAAAUGCAAGAGACACUGGUAAUAGUCAGAAUGAUAAGGAAAGUUUAACACAACACAGUAAUAUCACAAUCAACAAAGAUAACACAGAAUAUGAAUUGUCUAAAAAUGUGAUGGAAUCAACGUCAAAUCUUGCUACAAAUUUACCUAAUCUAUCGCAAUCUCAGAAGCAAACUGUCUUUUAUCCAUUAUCUCACUUGCCUAACAAAUAUUCACAAGUGACUAUAUAUGACUAUUCUGAGACACACAUAGCUGAGCAGCAUGAAUUGCCAAAUACCAAGGAUAUUCCUCUACCUGGUGAAAACACUAUUAUAUGUGCAGAAUCUAGUGAUAACACCAUACACACAAGCAAACAAGAAGCAUUGUCGUAUAGUAUGAAUGAGUAUAAUAUAAUGGCUGGGCUUAAAUACUUGAGAGAAAAGUUUGAAAAAAACCACAGUAAAUAAUAUAGUUUAGUAUUAUUUCAAGGAAUUGUACAUAAUUCUUUUGUAUAAAGUUAUAUUUAAUUUACAUUACAAUAUCCAAAAUAAUUUUUAUAACAUAUUAAAUGCAAAUGUGCUCGA
Molecule: messenger RNA, 2267 nt
Organism: Odontomachus brunneus
Lineage: Eukaryota; Metazoa; Arthropoda; Insecta; Hymenoptera; Formicidae
Product: coiled-coil domain-containing protein 174
Exons: 2
Coding region: 366-2150 (594 amino acids)
Cellular component (GO): nucleus
Source: RefSeq, a predicted model, not a curated record